AUGUGGAGCGGUUUCUUUCCUCUUGUAAUGUGUGUCUGUGAUUCUGAGACUGAUGCUAAUUGGUCCUUUUUCUUCCAACACUUGAAGAGCUUGCUUGAACCUCAAGGUAGAUUAAUUACGUUUAUUAGUGAUCGUGGUGUUGGACUGUUGAGUGGUUUCAACAAGAUAUUUCCUAGUAAUCCUCAUCUUUUCUAUUACAAGCACUUGGUGCAUAACCUUAUGACUAAAUACAAUAGUAAAGGGUCUUCUGUUUUGAAAGAUAAUGUUAAAAAGAAGUUUUUUGAGUUGGCAUAUUCGUGCACUGAAAAGGAAUAUCGUUUUCAUUUAAGAGAGUUGAGAGAAGUUGGUGGUGCUGAUAUUAUAGAUUCAUUUCUUGCUGAUUUGCCUCUUCAAAAUUGGUGUCGCACAUUUUUCCCUGGAUGCCGUUAUGGAAUUAUGGCUAAUAGUGUAGCUGAAUCUUUUAAUGCUUGGUUUGCUGUUGAGCGUGAGAUGCCAGUGUACACUAUGCUUGAUCAGACUCGGAUUAAGGUGAUGCAGAUGAUGGGUGAGAGGAGAGACGAGGCUCAACUCUGGACCUCACGACUUACUCCUGUUAUGGAGGGUCGUUUGAAAGAAGGUAUGAAGAAAGCUUGCCGUUUCAAUGUGCAUUACUCCCAUACAAAUGUUUAUGAAGUGAGAUCAAAGUAUUCUUAUGUUGUGGACCUUGGAACUCUUUCUUGCUCGUGUAAAAAAUGGGAGAUUAACUGCUUUCCUUGCUGCCAUGGUCUUGUUGCAAUUCAAGCUGCCUCAUUGGAUGUUUAUGCUUUUAUAGAUAAGCAUUUUCAUGUUGAUUAUUGCCAGAAGUGCUAUGAUUUUCCAAUUUAUCCAAUUUCCAAUGUUGAUAUGGCUUCUUCAGAAUCUGCUAGCAGUGGCUUCAUACUUCCUCCAAAUGCAAAGAGGCCUGCUGGGAGGCCUAGGCUCAAGAGGUUCAAGUCUAGAGGAGAGUGUGAAAAGAAGCUCAUUCGUUGUAGCUGA
Messenger RNA from Rosa chinensis, 1014 nucleotides. RefSeq lists its product as uncharacterized. The transcript has 2 exons. The record is from RefSeq and is a predicted model, not a curated record. Gene Ontology annotation, molecular function: zinc ion binding. NCBI's taxonomy places the organism in Eukaryota, Viridiplantae, Streptophyta, Magnoliopsida, Rosales, Rosaceae. The coding region runs from base 1 to 1014 and encodes 337 amino acids.